Messenger RNA from Penicillium nucicola, 1581 nucleotides. Its product is annotated as putative MFS hexose transporter. Gene Ontology annotation, biological process: carbohydrate transport; transmembrane transport. Gene Ontology annotation, cellular component: membrane. The record is from RefSeq and is a predicted model, not a curated record. Gene Ontology annotation, molecular function: carbohydrate:proton symporter activity. The transcript is spliced from 9 exons. The coding region runs from base 1 to 1581 and encodes 526 amino acids. Lineage: Eukaryota; Fungi; Ascomycota; Eurotiomycetes; Eurotiales; Aspergillaceae.
AUGCCCAUUGCUGUUGGAGUGUCGACGCUCAAGUCUGAGGUGCAGGCUGCUCAGAAUGAACAGCCCGAGUUGGAGAAGGUCACUUGGUGGCAUGAACCCGGUCUGCGCAAACUUUAUUGGUGGGCUGCAGUGUUGUGCAUUGCCUCUGCGACUACUGGUUAUGAUGGAAUGAUGCUUAAUACCUCGCAGAAUAUUGAUCUGUGGCAGACCUACUUCAACACUCCCAGUGGCUCCAAACUGGGGUUGAUGAACGCAACCUACCAAAUUGGUAGUCUUGUCAGCUUUCCCAUUGUUCCUUUUGUUGCCGAUCGAUGGGGUCGAAAGCUUCCAAUUGUGAUCGGAUGUGUCUUGAUGAUUUUCGGAGGCUUGCUCGGUGCAUUCUGCAAGAACUACGGCAUGUACGUUGCCGGUAGAUUGUUCCUCGGUUUCGGUGGCAGUCUGGCCCAGAUGUCUUCCCCUGUCCUUCUUACCGAGAUCUGCCAUCCUCAACACCGUGGUAUCGUUACUACUAUCUACAACUGCCUAUGGAACUUUGGUGCAUUAGUUGUCGCCUGGAUUGCCUGGGGAACUAUGUACAUCCCCAACGACUGGUCGUGGCGCACCUUGGCUCUCCUCCAAAUUUUCCCUGCCUUGAUUCAAAUCACAUUCAUCUGGUGGGUUCCUGAAUCUCCUCGUUGGCUCGUCUCCCAAGAGCGCUACGAGGAAGCCCUGGAAAUCCUGUCCUACUAUCACGGAAACGGAGACAGGAACAAUGCCACCGUUCAAUUCGAGUACCGCGAAAUUAAGGAGACAAUCAGCAUGGAGAUGCAGUACGAGAAGAACAGCAGCUACCUCGACUUUGUGAAGACUAAGGGUAACCGUUAUCGUCUGGCAAUUCUGGUCUCGCUGGGAAUCAUUUCCCAAUAUAGUGGCAAUGCGCUGUUCAGUAAUUAUACCAACUUGAUUUACAACAGCAUGGGUAUCACUGAGCAGAACAAGAAGAUUCCGCUCGAUGGUGGUAAGACACUACUCAGUUUGAUCGUUGCUGUGACCUGUGCCUUCUUCGUUGAUCGGUUCGGACGACGACCUCUUUUCCUGGUUUCUACAGUUGGUAUGGUUCUCAUGUUCCUCGCCUGGACUGUUGUAUCCUCUGUCUACGAGAAGACCCAAGAUGUCAAAAGCGCAGGAUACCCACAGGUUGUAUUUGUCUGGCUCCACGCCGUGUUCUAUUCCAUCGCCUGGUCGGGUUUGCUUGUUGCAUACUCGCUCGAGAUUCUACCUUAUCGCCUGCGCGCGAAAGGCAUGAUGAUUAUGAACUUGACGGUGCAGGCUGCUUUGGUUCUUGGAAAUUACACCAACCCCAUUGCCUGGGAGGACUUGCCUCAUCACUGGAACUUGUCUCUCAUCUAUACUGUUUGGAUCUUCAUUGAACUCCUAUUUGUGUACUUCUUCUACGUCGAGACCCGGGGACCUACUCUCGAGGAAUUGGCUAGGAUCUUUGAUGGCGAUGAAGCUGUUGUCGCACAUGUUGAUCUGCACCAGGUUGAGAAGGAGAUUCAUAUCACUGAGAAGGAGACGACCUCCUAUGUGGAGCGUGCUUAG